Messenger RNA from Cygnus olor (mute swan), 2853 nucleotides. RefSeq names its product NOC3 like DNA replication regulator (gene NOC3L). The transcript has 21 exons. The record is from RefSeq and is a predicted model, not a curated record. Gene Ontology annotation, biological process: DNA replication initiation. Gene Ontology annotation, molecular function: chromatin binding. The coding region runs from base 90 to 2474 and encodes 794 amino acids. NCBI's taxonomy places the organism in Eukaryota, Metazoa, Chordata, Aves, Anseriformes, Anatidae. Gene Ontology annotation, cellular component: nucleolus.
AGGGGCCGCUGUGGCCGGGGCGCCGCGGGGAGGCCCCGCCUCGGCCCAAAGCUUCCGUCGCCGGCACCGCACGCGCCGCGGCCGCCGCCAUGAAGCCGAGAAAAAACACAAAGCGAGUUCCAAGCUUUCGCAAGUUACUGAGAACUAGUAAACUAAAACUUGACAACAAGUUAAAGAAUAAGCAGUACAAGCAGCAGAGUGCUGCUAAGAAGUAUCGAAAAGAACAAAAGAAGCUUAGGCAAGCUGUCAGAGAUGCUGUCUGUAGAAAACCUUUUCCAUUGGAGGAAUACAAGAAAAAACAUGUUGCUGAAAAAAGGGAAGAAGAAGAGGAAGAUGAUGCGCUUCCAUUGGACAUGAUGGAUGAAGAUGACUUGAAAUUAAUGGAAGAUUUGGCUCAAAAAGCAUCAUUUUUAACCAGAGAUAUUUCUUCUACUGAACCUGUUCACAUCAAGAAACGAAAACAUGAAAGUGUGAUUGAAAAAUACGAGAAGAUGCCAAGACGCAUGAAGACAGAACCAGAAAAAGAACUUAUCCAUCUUCUCCCCAUCAAAGACAAAGGUGGCAUUAUUCCCCAAACCAUGGAAAAGCCAGUUCUCAAUGUUGAAGAAGAUGAAGAAGAUGCAGAAGAAAUGGAGGUAGCAGAGGACUUCAGUGAAGAACCCCUGCCUGUUCUCACUCCCGAGGAAAUGGCUGCUGAAAGGAAAAGAAAGCUGCAGGAAAGGAAGAUGCACAUUGCUGCCUUAGCAUCUGCCAUUCUCUCUGACCCAGAAAACAACAUUAAAAAGGUGAAGGAAUUGCGCGCCAUGCUGAUGGAACAGGAUCCUAACGUGGCUGUGAUUGUUCGGAAGUUGGUCAUGGUUUCUCUGAUGGAGCUAUUCAAAGAUAUUGUGCCUUCUUACAAAAUUCGGCCUCUGACUGAAGCAGAAAAGGCUACUAAGGUUAAAAAAGAAACUCAGAAACUGAGAGAAUUUGAAGAAGGCCUUGUAAGCCAGUAUAAAUUUUACUUGGAAAAUCUGGAACAAACUAUUAAAGAUUGGAAACAAAGGAAGUUGAAGAAAAGCAACGUCAUCUCAUUAAAAGCAUAUAAAGGUUUAGCAGAGAUUGCAGUGAAGUGUCUAUGUGAGCUGCUCGUGGCCUUACCCCACUUCAACUUCCACAAUAACAUCAUUGUUCUCAUUGUACCACUGAUGAAUGAUACAUCAAAAACAAUUUCUGAAUUGUGCUGUGAGGCAGUUCAGAAGCUCUUUAAACAAGACAAGUUGGGCUUUGCUUCACUCGGUGUGGUUAAGGUCAUUUCUGGCCUUGUGAAGGGUAGAAAUUACAACGUCAGACCUGAGGUGUUAAAAGUUUUCCUUCACUUAAGAAUUAAGGAAGUAGAAUUAAAGAAAGAUUCUGAAGACAUUGCACCAAAGAAAAAGUUUAUGACUUACAAAGAGAAAAGAAAAAAUCUUUCAAGAAUGCAGAGAAAGUGGAAAAAAGCAGAAGAGAAGUUGGAAAGAGAACUCCUGGAAGCAGAAGCUUCAGAAAGUAAAGAAAAGAAACUGAAGUUGCACACAGAAACCUUGAACGUUGUAUUUCUAACAUACUUUAGAAUCUUGAAGAAAGCUCAGAAGUCUCCACUUUUGCCAGCUGUGCUAGAAGGUCUUGCAAAGUUUGCCCACCUCAUAAAUGUGGAGUUUUUUGAUGACCUGUUGAUUGUUCUUCAUUCUCUCAUUGCAUCUGGGGACUUAAGCUAUCGGGAGAGUCUUCAUUGCAUUCUCAGUGCUUUUCAUAUACUCUCUGGUCAAGGUGAUGUUCUUAAUAUUGAUCCGAUGAAAUUCUACACACAUCUUUACAAGACGCUGUUCAGCCUACAUGCAGGUGCUACCAACGAUGACAUAAAGAUUGUGCUCCAGUGCCUGGAUGUCAUGCUUGCAAAGCGGAGAAAGCAAGUUUCCCAGCAGCGAGCUCUCGCUUUCCUGAAGCGACUUGCCACGCUUGCUCUUCAUGUACUUCCAAACUCCAGUGUUGGGAUCUUGGCAACAAACAGGGUAUUAAUGCAAACAUUCCCAAAGAUGGACCUCUUACUAGACAACGAAUCUCAAGGCAGUGGAGCUUAUCUCCCAGAACUAGAUGAACCAGAGCAUUGCAAUGCCCAGAACACAGCUCUGUGGGAGCUGCAUUUACUACAGAGGCACUAUCAUCCAACAGUGAAGAAAUUUGCAGCUCACCUUGCUGUUGGAGCUCCAGAUGAAGGCUCCAGAGCUCUUUCGCUUGAUUUGAGCCGAAGGCCUGCUACAGAACUUUUUGAGGCAUACAAUAUGAAAGGAAUGACCUUCAAUCCUCCUGUUCCAUCAGCAACACCCAGAAGAAAGGAUACAUUCUCAAAAAAGGAAUCAUUUCUAAGUGAAGAGCUUCAACAACACAUCAGCAAGACUGUUAUUCACAAAAACUUGGAUUUUGCUAAACACUUAAAGGAAUCAUCGUUGUCAUAAAUGGAUCUAUCAGUCAUGUUCAGUUGGCUUCUUAAUUAUGGAGAAAGAUCGGUUGAAAGAAAUUUCCACUCAUCUUUAAAUGAUUUCAAGUAGGCUUUUGUUUGCGUAUACAAGAAAACAAAAAAUAGUGGCAGUUUUUACAGUUAUGAGGCCUUUCCAGGUAACCAUCUAGCCUAUGUUCUCAGGGCUUGGCAACCACAAUGAAUGGUCACAUCAAUAAUUUAAAAAGAUACAAACCCAAAUCAUUUUAAAAUUGUCUGAAACCAUGCAUUAUAGUACUUUUGUUUAUAUACUUCCUAAUUUUUUGUAAUCGAGUGUACAUCUGUGUAUUUCUGAGAAAACAUGGGGUUAUGUGGAUAAAUAAAUAUUUUGGAAAUUU